ACGGCUGACGUGGAGGGUCCGGGUUAGCGGGCGCUGCCAGCUGAGGGACUGGGGAGCGGCGGGCCGGGCCGGGCCCUUGGGCCCUCGGCGGCGGCGGCGGCGGUAUAAAGCCGGCGACGGGGAGCAUGUAAUGUCGGAAUGCGGAGGCCGCGGCGGCGGCAGCAGCGACGACGCCGCGGACGAGGGCAGUGCUGGCGGCGGCGGCGGCGCUGGCCCCGCGGGCUCCGGCUCCCUCAGCCCGGCCCCGGCCGGGGCGUCCUCGGAGAGCCGGCUCCGCCGCGGGUUGCGCGGUGCCUCCCUCAUGGCGCGCCGGCGGCCCGAGUUGCUCUGCGGGGCCGUGGCCCUGGGCUGCGCGGUGCUCCUUGCCCUCAAGUUCACCUGCAGUCGAGCAAAAGAUGUGAUAAUACCGGCCAAGCCCCCUGUCAGCUUUUUCUCCUCGAGCUCUCCGGUCCUUGACCUCUUCCAGGGGCAGCUGGACUACGCCGAGCACAUUCGCCGGGACUCGGAGGUGGUGCUGCUGUUCUUCUAUGCCCCGUGGUGUGGCCAGUCCAUCUCCGCCAGGGCGGAAAUCGAGCAGGCAGCCAUCCAGCUUUCAGACCAGGUGUUGUUUGUGGCAAUUAACUGCUGGUGGAGCCAGGGCAAAUGCAGAAAACAGAAACACUUCUUUUAUUUUCCUGUGAUCUAUCUGUAUCAUCGGAGUUUUGGACCAAUCGAAUACAAAGGCCCCAUGAGUGCUGUUUACAUUGAGAAGUUUGUCCGCCGGGUGAUGAAACCUCUCCUCUACAUCCCAUCUCAAUCAGAGUUACUAGAGUUUCUCUCAAACUUCGAGCCUGGGGUACUCGGGUACUUUGACUUCAGCGGCUCACCGCAGCCUCCUGGUUAUCUGACCUUCUUCACCUCAGCAUUGCACUCACUGAAGAAAGAUUACCUAGGAACAGUACGAUUUGGGGUUAUCACAAAUAAGCAUCUUGCGAAACUGGUAUCCUUAGUACACUCUGGAAGUGUGUAUUUACAUAGACAUUUCAACACAUCGCUUGUCUUUCCUCGGGAGGUUGUGAACUACACAGCUGAGAACAUCUACAAAUGGGCCUCAGAAAACCAGGAGACACUCUUCCGAUGGCUGCGGCCGCAUGGAGGCAAGAGCCUCCUGCUGAAUAACGAGCUGAAGAAAGGACCAGCACUUUUUCUCUUCAUACCUUUUAACCCUUUAGCCGAGAGUCAUCCUUUAAUCAAUGAGAUCACCGAAGUAGCCUUGGAGUACCACAACUGUCACGGGGACCACGUGGUGGAACGCCUCCUGCAGCACCUGCGGCGGGUCGACACUCCCGUGUUGGAGUCCCUAGCUCCCGCCCCACAGGCCCCGCUCGCGGACCCCCCGCUGAUUGUGGCCUCCCCCUGCUGCAACACUGUGGUGCUGCCCCCAGGACACGCCUUGUCCAGGACCCACAACAUCUGCGAGCUGUGUGUCAAUCAGAGUGCCGGGGGUGUGCGGCCCAGCUCGGUGAGCAUGCCGCAGUGCAGUUUCUUCGAGAUAGCUGCCGCUCUGGAUUCGUUCUACCUCAAGGAACAGGCCUUUUAUCAUGUGGCGUCGGAGAGCAUCGAGUGCAGCAAUUUUUUAACUUCCUACAGCCCUUUCAGCUACUACACUGCAUGUUGCAGGACGAUCCCCAGGGGCCUGGCGAGCUUCAUGGAGUCUGAACAAGGGGGUGUCUUUGAAACCCCGGCCCUUCCAUAUUCUUCCCUGGAGAAGAAAUGUGAGGUUACUGUCUCGAGCUCCGUUCCUCACAUUGAGGAGAAAAGCUUUCCCUUCCCUGACGUGGCCUCGCCCGGCUCGGACUUCACAGGCCUGAGCUGCAGAACCAACAAGACCCUCAACAUGUACCUUUUGGAUUCCAACCUUUUCUGGUUGUAUGCAGAGAGGCUGGGCGCUCCGAGCUCCACACGGGUGAAGGAGUUUGCCACAAUUGUUGAUGUGAAAGAAGAGUCUCAUUAUAUCUUGGAUCCAGAACAAGCUGUCCUGAAGCUCACCCUAGAGUCUUUUAUUCACAACUUCAGCGUCCUCUACAGUCCUUUGAAAAGGCAUCUCAUUGGAAGUGACUCUGCCCAGUUCCCUUCUCAGCAUCUAAUCACUGAAGUGACAACUGAUACCUUUUGGGAAGUAGUCCUCCAAAAACAGGACGUCUUGCUGCUGUAUUACGCACAGUGGUGCGGCUUCUGUCCAUCCCUCAAUCACGUCUUCAUCCGGCUUGCUCGUCUCCUGCCGGCGGACUCGUUCACUGUGGCCAGGAUUGACGUGUCUCAGAACGACCUUCCUUGGGAAUUCAUGGUGGAUCGCCUUCCUACUGUCUUGUUUUUCCCCUGCAACAGAAAGGACCUAAGUGUGAAGUACCCCGAAGACCUCCCCAUCACACUCCCAAACCUGCUGCGGUUCAUUCUGCAUCACUCAGUUCCUGCCUACCCUGGCCAGGAUGUGGCCAACCCUCCUACCAAAGAAUGUCUCCAGAGCGAGGCAGUCUUACAGCAGAGGCACAUCUCCCACCUGGAGAAGGAGAUCCAGAAACUGAGGGCGGAGAUCGGCAGCCUGCAGCGGGCACAAGUGCAGGUGGAGGUGCAGCUGUCACGCGCCCGCCGGGACGAGCACAGGCUGCAGCGGGAGCAGCAGGCACUGGAGCAGCAACACAGCCUGCUCCAGCAGCACAGCCAGCAGCUGCAGGCCCUGCACGAGCAGAAGAGCCACGAGCUUGGGGAGCUGGCCCGGCAGCUGCAGGAGCUGGCCGACGCCUCGGAGACACUGCUGGCUGAGAACGCAUGGCUCAAGAUCCUGGUGGCCACCAUGGAGCGGAAGCUGGAGGGCAAGGAUGCAGUGGGAGACCCAGCUUCCCUGGCAGAGGAAGGCCCUGAGCACCCCCAGCCCACAGGCGACCCCCACUUACCAGGUGACAGCCCUCCACCUUCCAACGUCAGCCCCAUGCUGACAUCUGAGAGGAGCAACGAGAACAGGACAGAGUAGUUUUUUAAAUGACAUGAAGAAAUCAGAGGUGAAAAUGGAACAUUGGGAACAUAUUUAUGCAAAUUUCACUGAAAUUUAUUGUAAAUAAAGAUUUUCUCAGUGGUCUGGAAAAUCAGACUGAAUGUCAUUCA
This is a messenger RNA of Ochotona princeps (American pika), 3141 nucleotides long. RefSeq names its product thioredoxin domain containing 11 (gene TXNDC11). Lineage: Eukaryota; Metazoa; Chordata; Mammalia; Lagomorpha; Ochotonidae. The record is from RefSeq and is a predicted model, not a curated record. The coding region runs from base 131 to 3010 and encodes 959 amino acids. The transcript has 12 exons.